UUGUCCUAAUUUCUCAAGUUACGCUCUGGAUAAUUCUUCGCAACAACUCUCGUCGAAGAGGUCCUGAAGACAAAGCUAUUUGGGCCACGCUGAAGGAAUGGCUGCUCCCGAAGUCAAGUACUCUACACCGGGGUCUCUCCCGGAAGACGGGCGGUUCCUGAGGUCAGGAGACCGCUGUAUGUUCUACCUGGGCCUCGCGGUGGUGGUUCUUGCCCUCGUGGUGGUCGCCAUAGUCGUGCCGCUGGCUCUGAGGCACAAACCGGACACCGAGACGGACCGAGUGCGCCGACUCAUGAAGGAAGUCCCGCUGGUCGAUGGGCAUAACGACUGGCCAUGGCAGCUCGCAAAGAACUUCGGGAACCGUCUGAGCCAGGUGAACCUGGGUAAUGACCUGCGCAGUGAGUACACCAACUCUCACACAGACAUCCCCCGGCUCAGGCAGGGCUUGGUGGGAGCACAGUUCUGGGCCGCCUACACUCCCUGUAACUCUCAGUAUCAGGACACCGUGACCUGGACACUCAGGCAGAUUGACGUCAUAGAGAGGUUCACCACUAAGUACCCGGAUACGUUCCAGUGGGUCACCACCGCGCAAGGUAUCCAGGACGCGUUUGACGCAGGUAAGAUCGGCUGUAUGGUGGGGGUGGAGGGAGGGCAUAGCAUCGACAGCAGCCUGGCCGCUCUGCGCAUGCUCUACAACCUCGGCACCCGCUACAUGACCAUCACACACAGCUGCAACACGCCAUGGGCGGACAACUGGCUGGAAACGUUAAAUCCCACCCCAGAACACAACGGACUGACGGACUUUGGGAAGCUUGUUAUCCAAGAGAUGAACCGACUGGGCAUGUUGGUGGACCUGUCUCACGUGUCGUUUAAGACGAUGCACGACGCGCUGGACGUGACGCAGGCUCCAGUCAUCUUCAGUCACUCCUCGGCGUACGCCAUCUGUAACCACACCAGGAACGUGCCGGACGACGUGCUCAGGAGACUGAGAGACACAGGGGGCGUUGUGAUGGUAAACUUCUACAAUGACUACAUCAACUGUGGACCCAACAAGACUGAAAACACCACCAUCGCACAAGUUGCAGACCACUGUGACUACAUCCGGGACGUUGCGGGGGAAGAUCACGUGGGUCUGGGGGCAGACUAUGACGGCGUGACGAGGGUUCCGCAGGGGCUAGAGGAUGUGUCCACCUACCCUGCCCUGAUAGAGGAGCUGUUAAACAGGGGAUGGACAGACGACCAGGUCAAGAAAUUCCUGGGUCUCAACCUCAUCAAUGUGUUUAAGAGGGCUGAAGAGAUGGCAGACGGCGGUAGUGAUAAAUCUGAUAAACCGAGACCGAUCUUACACUGUGGAAUAUGCCUGGAGCCGUUCAAAAACCCAAAGGCAUUGGCCUGUCUGCACACCUUCUGUCAGGACUGCCUUUUGAGCCUGGUCGGCAAGAGGUCGUACCUAACCUGCCCGACUUGCCGGACCUCGGUCAGCCUGCCCCCGAAGGGAGUUACAGGUCUCCCCGAUAACUUCUGGUUAUCGGAGUUGUCCACGUCCCCCACCAGACGGUCUAGCGCACUGUACCUGGCGUCGGCGUCAUCAAAGGGCACAGAGGGUCUGGAGAGGGACUCUGGUAUUUCAGAGUCUGACAGUCCGAAUGGAGCGUUGAUGGAGAGUGACCUUCAACCGGUAGGAACAAGGUCAAAGGCAAAGCAAAAAACGAGACCCAGUAUUUGCGGGAAAAACGUCCACAGCGACGAGGACGUCCGGUUCUUUUGCGAACAAUGCGAGGAAACGGUCUGCGAAGGUUGUUUGAAGAAGCACGCUGGUCAUUCCGUCUGCAACAUGGCGGAGGCUGAGGAGAUGAGGACUUGCGAGAUGCAGUCUCUCAUCGGCAUGCUGACGUCACAGGUCAAUGACCUGAACGCGGGGGCCAAGAGACUCCAGGACCAGCAGAAACAGCUUCAGCAGGAGAGAGGACGGGCGGAGAGUCAGAUCAGGCGCACCGCAGGGCAGUGGUGGGACGCGGUGAAGCUCUGCGAGGAGAAUCUGCUACAAGAGCUGGAGAAGGUGUACGAGAGGCUGAGAGGCCCCCUGGCGGAACGGCAUGAAAAAGCAGUGGCGCUCUCUACGGAGACAGCCACCGUCGUUAGCCAGUCUCGCGGAAAACUGAACAGAGCAGGGGUCAUAGAAAAGCUGACGACCGUCCGCAAGCUUGGCGAAGCUCACGACCGAGUAUUAGACUCAGUAAACGAAACGAACAGUUUUGCAGCACAGCGCAUUAAGUUCUCGCCGAGUAUGGUGCCAGGAGGUCUUGGGCAGAUCGUAGUAGAAAAUAAAGAUGUUCCCGAGGAUAAGGUAGAUAAAAACGUGACCAAAUCUGGCAAAAGAUCUAGAGUCGCGUCCGGUCCAAAAAUCGAACAAGAGUUACUGGCAACAUCACCCAAGAAUGUACCGUCACCAAUCACCACGUCGGAGGAGCCUAGCCUCGAAGAAAAAAUCCGCGUCCGCGCGAAGGUCACAACCGUCGGUGGGAACGAGUCCUCAGAAGGUCGUAUCGAUGAGCCAACCGGCGUGGCCGUUUCUGACGACGGACUGAUCUUCGUCUCUGAUUGGUCCAAACAGAGAGUACGGGUCUAUGACGAGGAAGGCAGGUUCCAGCGCAACAUUCUUGUAGUGGAGAAGAACAGUGUAGUCAGGCCAGGCAGGAUGGCUUUCGACUCCUCCAGAAGACAACUCUACGUCCAGUGUACGAGUUCCUCUGCGGCAGUCGGCGCCAAGAAAACUGUUAAGGCCUUCACAGAAAAAGGCGACCACCUGUUCGACAUCAGCUCUGGCCUGCACUGCCCGCACGACCUGGCCGUGUGUCCGAAGACCGGCCGCGUGGUCAUCCUGGACACCGAGCUGCGGGUCCUGCUGACCGUCAGCCCCAGCGGCAGGCGUGUCCGGUCCUUCAGCUGUUACCGCGACGUCACAGCCCCGCCCCCGGUCUGUAUGAACUCCGUCGCCGUGAACGGGAACGGGGACAUCGUCCUCGCCGACUGGUGGUACAACAAUGUCAAGAUCCUGAAGCCAUCGGGUGAAGUUCAGCUGACGUUCGGGACGCCCGGCUGGGAGGAGGGCCAGCUGAACCGGCCGGCGGGGGUCUGCGUGGAGCCGGCGGGAAACAUCGUGGUGGCGGACGGGAAGAACGGGCGGGUCCAGCGGUUCGACCCCGCGGGAGGGCACGGGGAGGUGCUGCUACACGGGCUGCAGGCGCCCAGCUGCGUGGCGAGCGCGCGGGACGGACGGGCCGUGGUGCUGGACGAGGGCAAGAAGGUCGUACUGCUGGUGGAGUAUCAUGAUAAGUAA
This is a messenger RNA of Branchiostoma belcheri (Belcher's lancelet), 3340 nucleotides long. RefSeq names its product tripartite motif-containing protein 2-like. The coding region runs from base 98 to 3340 and encodes 1080 amino acids. The transcript is spliced from 13 exons. Gene Ontology annotation, biological process: proteolysis. The record is from RefSeq and is a predicted model, not a curated record. Gene Ontology annotation, molecular function: metallodipeptidase activity; zinc ion binding; protein binding. Lineage: Eukaryota; Metazoa; Chordata; Leptocardii; Amphioxiformes; Branchiostomatidae.